AUGGAAACUUUGAAAGCUUUGUUGAACCCGACUAGGAACACUCGUCCCUCGUGUAUCAGAGGCCGUGGUGGUGGUAGAGGCAGAGGAGGCAUCAAAGGAGGAGGUCGUGGUAGUGGUGGAAUGAAAGGUGGUAGUAAAGUGAUUGGGUACAAAGUCUGGAAUCCUUUUAGAUCAAAGCUUGCUGCUGUUGUACUUGGUGGUGUUGACAAUAUUUGGAUUGUACCGCCUGAGUUAGACCUAGAGGUGGUGCUAGUGGAAGAGGAGGAGGUAGAUGGAGUGCUAGUGGUGGUGGAGGAGAGGAGGGUAUCUAGAGAGUUGUCUUGCCAGAUACAUGAUGAAGCGAAAAAGUUCCCUUAUCAGACUAGUGUUAAAGUCGUUGUUGCAUAUGGUGGAGCACCGAUGCACAAGCAUGUGCAUUUGAUCUUAAGUAGUGAAUGUGGCUUUUUUAUUGAUUGUCCAUGGAUUGAGUCUAACAAUCCAUAA
Molecule: messenger RNA, 483 nt
Organism: Papaver somniferum (opium poppy)
Lineage: Eukaryota; Viridiplantae; Streptophyta; Magnoliopsida; Ranunculales; Papaveraceae
Exons: 6
Coding region: 1-483 (160 amino acids)
Source: RefSeq, a predicted model, not a curated record